AUCGUGAUGAACUCCUCACUGGUUUCUUAUUUCACUCUGGCUGCUUAUGUGGACUCUGGACUGUUGAGAUACUUGUUCUUCACGCUGGUCCUGUCCUUGUACUUGUUGAUCCUUUGUGCCAACGUGCUGCUGAUUGUAGUUAUCUGUAUGAACAGAAGUCUCCAUGAACCUAUGUACGUGUUCCUGUGCAGCCUGUUUGUAAAUGAACUGUAUGGUAGCACAGGGCUGUUUCCUCUGCUCCUGCUCCAGAUCCUCUCAGACGUUCACACUGUUCCCGACGUCUUUUGUUUCCUGCAGAACUUCCUGUUGUAUUCGUACGGGGGUGCAGAGUAUUUAAACCUGGCCGUCAUGUCUUAUGACCGCUACCUCGCUAUAUGUUGGCCUCUGCAGUACAACACACAAAUGACGGUGAACAGGAUUGCGAUACUAAUCAGUGUGACGUGGUGUUGUCCUUUACUUCUGUGUCUUGUUAUGACGUCGUUGAGCAACUCUCUACAUCUGUGUGGAAACAUCAUUGAGAAAGUUUACUGUGACAACUUCUCCAUAGUUAAACUGGCCUGUUCUGACACCACAGUCAAUAACAUCUAUGGACUGUUUGUUAGCUCAUUCUCUAUAUUUUGUCCUCUAAUUCUCAUUUUCUACUCCUACAUCAAGAUUCUGAAGAUCUGUCUCUCCGGCUCCAAAGGCACGAGGCAGAAAGCCGUGAGCACGUGUGCUCCUCACCUGGCCUCUCUGGUCAACUUCUCAUGUGGAGCUUGUUUCGAGAUCAUGCAGAGCAGAUUUAACAUGAAAACGUUACCCAAUGUUUUGAGGAUAUUUUUAUCCUUGUACUGGCUCACAUGUCAGCCGCUGCUCAACCCGGUGGUCUACGGACUGACUCUGUCCAAAAUGCGCAUCAUCUGUAAAAGUCUGGUUUUUGCUGAGUGA
Molecule: messenger RNA, 927 nt
Organism: Pleuronectes platessa (European plaice)
Lineage: Eukaryota; Metazoa; Chordata; Actinopteri; Pleuronectiformes; Pleuronectidae
Product: olfactory receptor 10A6-like
Exons: 1
Coding region: 7-927 (306 amino acids)
Biological process (GO): G protein-coupled receptor signaling pathway
Cellular component (GO): membrane
Molecular function (GO): olfactory receptor activity; G protein-coupled receptor activity
Source: RefSeq, a predicted model, not a curated record